Cavia porcellus (domestic guinea pig) is the source of this 6460-nucleotide messenger RNA. It is a transcript of the gene Gna13, whose product is annotated as G protein subunit alpha 13. The record is from RefSeq and is a predicted model, not a curated record. Gene Ontology annotation, cellular component: heterotrimeric G-protein complex; brush border membrane. The transcript is spliced from 4 exons. The coding region runs from base 479 to 1612 and encodes 377 amino acids. Lineage: Eukaryota; Metazoa; Chordata; Mammalia; Rodentia; Caviidae. Gene Ontology annotation, biological process: Rho protein signal transduction; adenylate cyclase-activating G protein-coupled receptor signaling pathway. Gene Ontology annotation, molecular function: GTPase activity; G-protein beta/gamma-subunit complex binding; guanyl nucleotide binding.
CGGGUCUCCGACCUCCCUGACUCGGAAACUGAGCCCUUCUUUGCGAAAGUGGGCGCAGCUAAAGGGAAACAGAAAGUCGGGCUCUUUAGGCGCCGCAGAACCGGUGCACGUGACCGCGACUCCGGGUGCUCCUCGCGCGCGGCGACAAGCAGGCGAGCACGCGAGAGAGCGCGUGACUCGCGACUGCCGGGCGGAGGCGGGGGCGCAGUGUGUGCGUGCGCGCCCACGGAAGCCAGCGUGCGCGCCCUCGCGCUCGGGGCCACCGCCCCUCCCGGGCCCGCCCUCCUUGUCUCCCUCCCCCUGCGCGCCCGGCCCUCCCAGCCCAGCCAGCCUUGCGAGUCACUUCGCGGGUUCCCUCCCUCCCCCGGCGCGCUCGGGCCGCUGCCGCGUUCCCCGCCUUCAAGCCGCGGUGCCGGAGCCACCCGCCGCCCGCGGAGGAGGUGGAGGAGCCGGAGGAGCCCGCCGAGGCGGCGGCAAGAUGGCGGACUUCCUGCCGUCGCGCUCCGUGCUGUCCGUGUGCUUCCCGGGCUGCGUGCUGACGAGCGGCGAGGCCGAGCAGCAGCGCAAGUCCAAAGAGAUCGACAAAUGCCUGUCGCGGGAGAAGACCUACGUGAAGCGGCUGGUGAAGAUCCUGCUGCUGGGCGCGGGCGAGAGCGGCAAGUCUACCUUCCUGAAGCAGAUGCGGAUCAUCCACGGACAGGACUUCGACCAGCGCGCGCGCGAGGAGUUCCGCCCCACCAUCUACAGCAACGUGAUUAAAGGUAUGAGAGUACUGGUAGAUGCUCGAGAGAAGCUUCAUAUUCCUUGGGGAGAUGAUGACAACCAGCUCCAUGGAGACAAGCUGAUGGCCUUUGAUACCCGUGCUCCCAUGGCUGCAAAAGGAAUGGUGGAAACUGGGAUUUUUUUACAGUAUCUUCCUGCUAUAAGAGCCCUAUGGGCAGACAGCGGCAUACAGCAUGCCUAUGACAGGCGUCGAGAAUUCCAGCUGGGUGAAUCUGUAAAAUAUUUCCUGGAUAACUUGGAGAAACUUGGAGAGCCAGAUUACAUUCCAUCACAACAAGAUAUUCUGCUUGCCAGAAGACCUACCAAAGGCAUUCAUGAGUAUGACUUUGAAAUUAAAAAUGUUCCUUUCAAAAUGGUUGAUGUAGGUGGUCAAAGAUCAGAAAGGAAACGUUGGUUUGAAUGCUUCGACAGUGUGACAUCAAUACUUUUUCUUGUUUCGUCAAGUGAAUUUGACCAGGUGCUUAUGGAGGACCGACUGACCAAUCGCCUUACAGAAUCUCUGAACAUUUUUGAAACAAUUGUCAAUAACCGAGUUUUCAGUAAUGUCUCAAUAAUUCUCUUCUUAAACAAGACAGACUUGCUUGAGGAGAAAGUACAAGUUGUGAGCAUCAAAGACUAUUUCCUAGAAUUUGAAGGCGAUCCACACUGCUUAAGAGACGUCCAAAAAUUCCUGGUGGAAUGUUUCCGGAACAAACGCCGGGACCAGCAGCAGAAGCCCUUGUACCACCACUUCACCACCGCCAUCAACACGGAGAACAUCCGCCUUGUUUUCCGGGAUGUGAAGGAUACUAUUCUUCAUGAUAACCUCAAGCAGCUGAUGCUACAGUGAUAUACAAAAGACUUUCUAUUUUAAUACCUUUUUGUGGUUUCCAUUGUUUUCUGUUUAUGUUUUAUUUUUUUAAAUAGCAGUUUACAACAAGAAGUAGAAAAAUCUUGAUUUCUAGGUAAUCAGUCCUUCUGCGCCUUCGGUUUGUGGCUGAAAGCUGCUGGAUAACAUAGUUGGCUUUGAUCAGUUUCAUCUUAGCUCCACUCGGUCUACAUGUAAUCUGGCCAGCUACAGACUAGGCAUAUGUCAGGCUUUCCAUUCUUCCACUUUUCAGACAGUCCUCCUCGAGGGCCAGGCGUAGACAGCAUCCUAAGUACCUGAGGAAUGAGGUUAGGAAUACUCAGCUCUGAAACAGGAGGUCUUCAGUGUGCCUUCCCCAGAGCAGUGAUCCACUGCCUGCCUUACGGAUGGCUGUUGUGAAGGGGCUGCUGGAAGGAGUGAGGUCUGCGGGCUGGCAGCCCGUCAGCUUGCACAGCCUUCAUGUCUGUAAGUGCUUACAUACACAACAGCUGGUUUUUUUAUUGUUGCUGUUUUACUUUUUGUUUUUUAAAUUUCUGUGGUUUCUGAAGGUAAUGUUCUUAGUGUUUUAAAGUUUACAUAAGGUUUUCUGAUCUGAUGUGAAAGCGUUGACAAAUGGUACCAGGGAGCAGAAGACAAGGAAGUACUAGAGAUAAUUAUUUUGAUCAAAAGUAAUGAAUCAAAUACAGUUUGCCUUUUUAAUGUUUGAUUAUCAUGUAAUUUAAUGUGCCAUAAGUGAAAUAUUUUGGCCACUAUAGCAACUAUAAACUGCAAGCAACUUAAUAACAAACGUAACUGUCAGAAUGCAGUGUGUGUUGCUUUUAAGUCCUGUCUAGCUGAUUUCACUCCUUACUCAGGAAAUCAGUUUUGCAUCUCUCUUUCUUUUGCUCCCUGUCCAGUCCCCAACAACUCCAAACUGUAGCAUUUAAGGGAUUCUUUGGUUUAUUUGAAGCUUGCCAAGGGCAGUAUUUUCAUGACAGACUAUUCAGGAAGAUACUAUUUGAGAUUCCUCUUCAUUCUUGGUGUGUCACUAAAACAUACAGCAUGUACAUGUUGGUAUAGCUAUUUACAAGAUGCCAACUUGGUUGAGCAUUUUAAAUGUCUUCAGAGUGCUUCUAAGAAUAAUCUUUUCAGUUCACACCUAAAGAUGAUGACAUUGGCCCUCCCCUCAGUGCUUACCAAAUUUAAACCAUGUCCAUGAAAUAGCGUUGUUGAGUAUGAAAUGAUUAUAUCAUAGUAAAUUCAGCAGAGUGACUGGUUUACAGUACUAAAACUAUUGCCUGUUAGGUUAUGUGUAGUCAUAAAAUUGGAUUAGAGAUACAUAUGUACAAGACUGGUGACAUUUUGCAAAGUCUUAACGGCUUUUCUGCUUUUCCUGAAAAUUGUGAUUAUGACUGUGAUACCUGUUUACCGUAGAGCUGACUGUGUUCUCAGGUGUUUUAUUGGAACUUGAAAGAUUGGUCAGCAUUGUGGAUCACCCAGUUUGUCUAAGUAAAUGGCUUUUGUUAUGUCUUUCUGUCAGGUGUGAGAGCUGGGCCUCUCAGUGUGCUAACUGGGAUUUGUUCUUGGCUUGCCUAACUUUUCUUGUAUUUGAGGUUUCCCUGUCAUAGCCAUAUGACUUCCAGUGUGUUCAUGCCUUGGUAUACAUGAGCUUCAGGCAUGUUGCCCAACAUCCUAGUAUUCAGAAUAUAAUUCAUGCAUGUUUAAAUAGCUCUACAUUUAGAGGCUUUUGCCCAAAAGAAUACACUGUUUAAGUUCACAGGUUAGCGUAACCCAGUGCUAAUGAAUGCUGUCUCUGAAUAUGUGCAUGGUAACUUUUGGUCUAUUUAAUGGUUUGUGUAAAUUUAGCAAAUAGUUAUUGAAUGGCCAACACAUUUAACUCCAUUGAAGGUUGGAAUCAGUCCCCUGUAGAAAGUGGACACUUAGGUUUGCUUAAGUUAUAUUUAAGGUCUGUGAUAACAAUAAAUAUUGCCUGACAAAGCAGAAAUAGCCAAGCUUCUCCAUUUUGACUGUGACCAAGAAAUGUUAAACCACAACCAGAUAUGCUGUCAUUUGGGUAUCUGCAAUUUUCUUCUGAUGCACAUAAUGUCUCAGAGUCACCAUUAUCUUAAAAAAUCAAAGCUAGAAUAUAUUUUGAGGCAAUAAGUUACUUGUUUUUAAGUUAUUCAGGCUUCUUUAGACAUUCAGUACAAUUGUAAGAUUCAAAGACUUUAUCCCACAUGUUUUUGUGUAGUAUAUUUUUAAACCAUUUGAAAGAAGUCUUUUAACUGUAUCAUGAAAACCAGGUCCUUUUUUAAUUGAAAUACCACUAUUAUAUAUAAAAAGGGAGAUGAAAUUUAAGGAUCAGAACUAAAAAGGUGCUUAUAAUUUUCACCUACUUUGGUCUCUAAAAAGUAACUCAGAUUUAAAGCUCUUUGUUACAGUUUUCCAAGUCUUUGGCUAUGAUUUGGAACAAAAUGUGCCUAAUUCUUCUGUGUUCCUUUCUGUUCUUAAUUCUGCAUGCCUUCUCAUUGAUCAGAAGAAAUAUCACACGUCUUUGUUGACGUUGAAGAAAUUUAGAGUAUACAUAGUUGCCUUAUAAAGUCAAAGAUCAACAACUCAGACCUUAAUUUUUAUAGGGAGGUUUUUUUCAGAUUUUUUUAAAGAUCUAAGUAAUUCAAGGUGUGCCUUUACCGCUUAAGUAUUAUUUUAGCAGCCUCCAUUGUUGCUUUCUGCCAAAUAUUGUACUCAGUUGAAUCUUCAUUUAAAUAUCGCAUGAUAAGGGUACUUGGCAGCUGGAGUACAGCUGCAACUGAGGAAAUACAGUGAGGGAAGAAGUUAUUUUUGUUUUAAGUUGUAUUGACUAACACUUUAGAGAAAGUCCUGUGGUUAAUCUUACAAAUUCAGGCUGUUCACAGAAAUCCUUGCUCUGUCGGUGGCAGUGGUGGCAGUGGUUGGUUUAAAUAGAAAGCAGUGCGACACCCUAAUGCCAGAAAUGAUUAAAAGUAUUGAUGUAGAUUGAACAUAAACCUCGUGCCCUGUAAUUAAAUCUUAACUUGCAGUGUAUACCUAAAUAUUUGUAUCUUCUGCUUAUGAUAAAAUGCAGUUUUCAACCUUACUACACAUGAUCAGUUAGGCCUUAUAUAAAGAAUAAAGUUACCAAAUUAUGCUGUUAUGUUCUGAAACUCAAAUCCUUAUUUGAGAAACUCCCAAAUUGGUGCUUUCAUUAUUCAAUGAUAUAUUCAGACAAAACCACAAACAAGCCAUUUGAAGUUAGAGUCUCUCCAUUCCGUUUGUAGCUGUGUUAUUUCUGUAUGUGUGAUGAGAAGGCUAAAUAGCAGUGUUAACUCCUAAUUUCUUGUUUGAAUCCAUCGAAUCAUGCCUGGUAAGCCAAGUCAAACAUUUGUAACAAACUCCCUAAUAAAUCUAGAGAAGUCACUCUGUUACCCUUUCAUUUCUUUAUUGUAUUUGAGGAAUCAGGAACAAGCUUUGCACUUGCCUUUUCAUUAGGAAAUCUUGACAGUACUGGUCUUUUCCCAUCGUUUCAGCAUGUGAAGUAAUAGCGUGAUACUUUUGUGUUGUGCUACUUGACUAGAAGUACAGGGUUUUUUUUCUUUUCCCCUCCCUCCUUUCCUUCUUUCCUUCCUUUAAUGCUAGGAUACCAGUUGGCAUUUCAGUCUAGAAUCUAGUGACCAUGAAGAGGGGAGAGAUUGCAGGUGGAUGUGGAUGUGUCUCCGUGUUCCACAUGAAGCAGGUGUUUCAGCACACACCUGUUACUUUAUGGUACGAGGUUAGGGCUUAGUAAAUUUAUCCUAAACCUGAGUAUUUCCAAUCAGUUGUCCUUUGGCUAUUGCGAUGCCAUCAAGUAGAUACUGGCCUUGGGCUGGCAGGUGGUUAUUAACAUCAUGUGAAGUGCAGUGUUUGUACUACUAGCAUUAUUAUGUCUAUCAUGAAUGUAUAGUUAGUACUUAAUAUGUUCACCAUCAGGUAUAACCACCUGGUUUCAAAUGCCAGAACUUAAUGCAGAAUAUUGAUUUUUUUUAAAGCAUUAAUGAUAAGUCUAUAUUUUGUGAGUUGACAGUUGUGACCUACAAAUCUGUUAAUGGUGGAUUUAUACAGAUGGGUUGGAGUCUGGGACCCAUACUAGCACAAAAAUUUUCACCUCGUGAAUACACUGAUAACAAUGAACUACUUGGUAUGUGAUGUUAGUCUGUAAUUUAAAAGCUUGUUUAUAGUAUUCUUACCAUACUAACUGAUGGUUCAUCUUCAGUCUCUACAUGUUUGAUGACACCAGAAAUAAGAGAUCGAGGAAAGGGAUUAAUCCUUGUUAAGUUUAUGGAACAAUUCAACAAGCUAUGCCAUUUACCCUUUCUUUAUCUCUUACUUGAAAGCAGAAUCGCAAAAUGUUUUAAGUGGUUUUUCUCUAUUCUUCCAUGGUAAGAGCUCAUUUAUCACAAGAAGCCUUAUCCAAAAGUAUAUUUUGUUACAACCUCUUACAUACUGUACCUAACAAAACAUGAUCUGUAUUAGCUCUGUAUAAAAGUAUCUGUGGCUUAGGGCUUUUUACGUAUAUCGUUUUUUGUAACCUUCCAAGAACUGAGCACAUUAUAUGAUACUGUUGUAAAUUUUCUUUUUUCUUUUUUUUUUUUUUGGUCAGUGCUUUAGUUCAGGAUUGGCAAUAAGUUAUUUCUAAAGGAGGUCUAGAAAUGGAAAGGAUGGUUUGAUUUUAUAAAAUGAGUUGCUAUUCAUUAAGGCUUUUUGCUCUUGUAAACAUUUUGCCAAAAAAUUUUUGCCUUUUGCUAUUAAUAUUUGCUUUGUAAAAAUUACUGACAUUUAAUAAAAAUUUAUAAAUGA